Molecule: messenger RNA, 8094 nt
Organism: Scophthalmus maximus (turbot)
Lineage: Eukaryota; Metazoa; Chordata; Actinopteri; Pleuronectiformes; Scophthalmidae
Gene: nr3c2
Product: nuclear receptor subfamily 3, group C, member 2
Exons: 9
Coding region: 542-3517 (991 amino acids)
Biological process (GO): regulation of DNA-templated transcription
Molecular function (GO): zinc ion binding; DNA-binding transcription factor activity; sequence-specific DNA binding
Source: RefSeq, a predicted model, not a curated record
CGGAGUUUGUUGCUCUCGUCGCAGUCGCAGGGUCCAUGUGCAUAGAAUGACGUCGCCGUGACCGCAAGUCCGACGCGACUCCCUCCGUUUGUUUUGUCAUUACUCUUUCUUUUGCUUUUUAUUUCUUCUUCUUCUUUUUUUUGUGUGUGUGUGUGGGUGGGGGGGGGGCGGGAGGAUUCUUCCUGUUAUCUCUCUGGCUCCGCCAGAAAUCGACAAUCUGCAGAGACCUCACGGGGCCGUAACGUGGGAGAGAUCAUCUGUCGUCCGUCCCGUCACGAGCGGCGCGGACCGCCGCCGAGGAUUACUGAUGACAACCGGCCGCACACCUCUGCUCCUCCGGCGGCUCGACUGACCACACGAGGACCCCCUGACUUUCAUAUAUAUAUGUAUAUAUAUAUAUUGUAUAUAUACAUAUAUAUUCUUCUUUCUCCACCGGAAUAGAUCGCUGCCCAGCAACACACACACACACACACACGCACACACACACACACCCACCUGACAACUCUGGAUGUCGCAAUUAAGGUGAAUCAAUGAGCCAGCAAUGGAGACCAAAAGAUACCAAAGUUUCUUUGAUGGAAGCGACACGGAAAACCGAUGGUCUCAGGUCCCCAGCACCAUGGAGUACUGCUGCAGUGCAGAAGAUUCAAGUCUGACGAGCAGUGAUAUCCUGAUGGACAUAGUCAAUGUCAGCUGCCCCGCUGGAAGUGCAGCCGCAGACUGCAAAGACAACAUCAUAAAGAAGCAGGAGCAGCAGCAGAUGCUUCGGCUCAGCCAGAACCAGCCGUUUGUUCUCCCACACUUCAACAACUCUCUCCACGGUCAUAAGCAGGAAAUGGACUCCAAGGAGCUUUCCAAGACCGUGGCGGAGUCCAUGGGUCUGUAUAUGAAUGCUGCCAGGGAGGCAGACUUUGCCUUCAGCCAGCACGGGGGCAGUACCAGUCCUGGGAAGAUGAAUCCAAUGUGUGGACGCCCUCUUGAUGAGACCCAGCGUGGUACCACAAAGAGCCCCAAGAUGAAGCCAUUUGGUUUUCAGCAGUCCAGCACCACUCCCAGAGAAUGCACCACUGGGACUCCAGUCAGCUCAGCGACGAUGCUGGCCUCAUCUCUGUCCUGCAGCCCCCAGACCUCCAGCUCCAUCUCCAGCCCCGGGGGCAGCAACAACAUGGUGUCGUCGACCACCAGUCCGCCUACAUGCUUUGGACCAGCGUGUUCAUCCGUCAGCAGUCCCGUCAGCCAGAUGUCAUGUGCUGCAACUCUGGCCAACAUCAAGCGCAGAAAUUCAGCCACAUGUAGCCCUGUAGAGUCCACCACUGUGGGUUCACCACCACUCACCAGCCCACUCAAUGUCAUGAGGUCUCCCAUGUCCAGCCCCCAGAGUAUGAGUAGUGUGAGAUCGCCUCCGUCCUGCAGCACUACGUGUAACAUUAGGUCAUCUGUUUCGAGCCCCACAGGUGGCAGCUGCUCCAGCACUGCCAACAACUGCAACACAGGAAGGCCUUCCAUCUCCAGUCCAGCCACAGGGAGCACUAUGGCUGUCGGCAGCCCACAGAACCCGUCCUCUGGUGGGUUCCCCGUGUCCAGUCCUGCUGGCGGACUGGGUUUGGUGCAGAAUGACACCAACAGCCCAGAAGAAACGGCCCUGACCCGAGACACAGACUUCAAGGACUUUGAGUUCCCCAAAGUAGAGAUGGUGGACGGGGAGGUGUUCAACGUCGGCCUAGACCAGAUGGGCAUGGUUAAAUACAUUAAGAACGAGCCUGGAACUGACUUCAGGAGCAUGUGUCUCGGUAGCUCCAAAUGUAGUGUGAGCAGCACACCCUUCAUCACACAGAUUAAGAGUGAGCCAAACAAAAAUGAGGGAUGUAUGAAUCAACAGCCCUAUGGCGAGCCGUCACCGUCUCUUGGUCUCUUCCCCGCGUCUGAGACCACCUAUUUGUCCCUGAGGAAUAACAUUGAUGAAUAUAGUCUCUCUGGUAUCUUAGGACCCCCUGUCGCCUCUAUGAAUGGGAACUAUGAGCCCGAUGUGUUCUCCAACAAUAUCCUGUCUAAAGGGGUUAAGCAGGAGCCUACUGAUGGCAGCUAUUACCAAGAGAAUAACAGCAUGCCUACAUCGGCCAUUGUUGGAGUUAAUUCCGGUGGACACUCAUUCCAUUACCAGAUUGGAGCCCAAGGAACAAUGUCUUUCACGCGGCAUGAUGUGAGGGACCAGUCCAACCCAUUGUUGAGUCUAAUUUCGCCCGUAACGGCGUUAAUGGAGUCGUGGAAAUCUCGGCCAGGCAUGUCAGCCAGAGGCGAAGGAUACCCAGGACAAAACUGCAUCACAGACAACAUGUCAAGUUCGCCACUGAGGCAACCGUCCUCGACCGUCAAAGUGUGCCUGGUUUGUGGAGACGAGGCGUCAGGAUGCCACUACGGCGUCGUCACAUGUGGAAGCUGCAAAGUCUUCUUCAAGAGAGCGGUGGAAGGUCAGCACAACUACCUGUGCGCCGGGAGGAACGACUGCAUCAUCGACAAGAUCCGACGGAAAAACUGUCCGGCGUGUCGCGUACGGAAGUGUCUCCAGGCCGGGAUGAACCUCGGAGCACGAAAGUCCAAAAAGUUGGGAAAGUUGAAGGGGGUCAGCGAGGACCUGCCGGGCUCGAAGGACGGCCAAACCGCCACAGGUGGCGUCGGAGGCGGUUACCUGUCGUCGGAGAAGGAGCUGAACGCCAGCGCCGCCGGUGCCCUGGUGCCUCACGGGCCUGGGGUGGUCACGCCUUUUCUGCCGCCCUCCAUCUGCAGCGUGCUGGAGCUGAUUGAGCCCGAAGAGGUGUACUCCGGCUACGACAACACACAGCCUGACACCACCGACCACCUGCUGUCCAGUCUCAACCGCCUGGCCGGGAAGCAGAUGGUGCGCAUGGUGAAGUGGGCCAAAGUACUUCCAGGUUUCCGGGGCCUGCCCAUCGAGGACCAAAUCACCCUGAUCCAGUACUCGUGGAUGUGCCUGUCCUCCUUCUGCCUCAGCUGGCGCUCGUACAAACACACCAAUGGACAGAUGCUCUACUUUGCCCCUGACCUCAUCUUUAACGAGGACCGCAUGCAGCAGUCGGCCAUGUACGACCUGUGUCUGGGCAUGAGGCAGGUGAGCCAGGAGUUUGUGCGGCUGCAGCUGAGCUACGACGAGUUCCUCUCCAUGAAGGUCCUUCUGCUCCUCAGCACAGUUCCAAAAGAGGGUCUGAAGAACCAGGCGGCGUUCGAGGAGAUGAGGGUUAAUUACAUCAAGGAGCUCCGGCGCUCGGUGGGAAAAGCGACCAACAACUCUGGCCAAACCUGGCAGCGCUUCUUCCAGCUCACCAAGCUACUGGACGCCAUGCAUGAUCUGGUGGGGAACCUGUUGGACUUCUGCUUCUACACCUUUCGUGAGUCCCAGGCGCUGAAGGUGGAGUUCCCCGAGAUGCUGGUGGAGAUCAUCAGUGACCAGAUACCAAAGGUGGAGUCGGGCCUCACUCACACUAUCUACUUCCACAAGAAGUGACUCACGAAAAAACAGUUGGGACAGAAGUGACUUUGAGAACUGGAAGAGGGGGGCGCAAGCGGUUCAAGGACGGCCCGACGCCCCGACUGGUUGGCCUGCACCCGGUCGCCCAGAGUGCCAGCGGCCUCAUCUCGGAUGGGAAGGUUAAGUGACGUGGCGUCAGGCGGAUUUCGACCCCGCAGUCACCCAGAGCAGGUCGGAGCUGUGAAUAUGUCGUGGAGCCGGCGUGACACGCUGAGAAGCACUUGUGACAAAUGUGACAAAGCAUCCCGAAGUACCACCCGUGUCCCCCCGCCCCCCACCCCGCCCCAAAGACAGUAUUUUCUAUGGAGACGAAGCCAUACAUUUCUUAGGAUGCGCUAGAUAUAUACAUGCACACACACACACACACACACACACACACACACAUAGAGGGAAAUUGAUACACAUGCUCUCCACAUGCCUUCACGCAAAAUGCACAGAUGCACCCCACAUGCACUAAAAUCAGAUUCCCUUACAAAUCUAGAGAUAAUGAUUUUUGCAAGCAUUUACUGUGGCUUAUGCAGUCUUUCACGAGUAAUAGCACUAAAAAACAACAACAUGCCAAUACUUAAAUUUUUGCUUUGCAGUGUAGCAACAUACUGCAAGACUACAGGGCAAAGGACAUCAUGAGGAGGCACAGAAAUUAUAGACUGUCAAGCAAAAUGUCUAUUUGAAUAUAUUCCAAGGGCUAUACAAGCGUCAUAAUAAGCUUAAUAAUUACAUUAAAUCUAACAAGUCCAAGUCUGAAGCUCGGCCGGUAUCAUAACAGCCAUCGUUAACAUUCACACACUGAGUUUUUGAAUUAUAACAUGUAGUAAAAACAAUCAAAACUAAUAUGCAAAAGGUCCAAAGCUAACUCUGUUUUGAAUUAAAAAAUGUCUCUCUUUGUAAAAGAAAGCUCGCACGUGAAGCUCCCAUGUCAUGAAAUCACUAUUUUGGUCAUUGUGGUGUAGAAUUAAGACAACAUCGACGAGCAAUUUUACCGCUGUGCAAAAAAAAAAAAAAAAAUGGUCGGGAUGGAAAACAUCGAGCAUUAAAGCAAAUUAUGUCAGUGGCGUCCGCUGGUAAUGGAUUUGACUGAGGUGCAUCCAUAGUAAUUGCUGUCAUUUGUGUUAUCUCCAGAGCAGCUGUCCAAAUGUCUGUUUUUAACUCACAAUAAAGCAAAACCAGCCCUUUGUGAAUCAAUACUUAUCUACUCUUCCCAGAAAUAAUAAUAAUAAUAAUAAUAAUAAUAACAACAAAAACAAAAAAAAGCAUUUUAUAAAGGUGUGUUGCAAAGGUUUAGUUUUUUGACGAGUCAGUCAUUUUACAUUAAGGUGCUUCAUUUCUACAAAGCCAGGCGAAACAUAACGUGUACAGUAACUCGUGGGUCGGUCCGUACGAUACACUACGUGGACGCGCAGUCUAAAGUUGAUAUAAUCCAAAAUGGAGCAUUACUCUGCAGUGCUUACAGCAAACGGCUAAUGUAUCAAAACCAGGCAAAAUGUGUACAGGUAUUAAAACUUCUUAAACACCUUCUAUUCAGCUGUUGUACAUACGUUUUGGAAGUACAUGUUGAUGAGUGCUUGAUGACGAACUGUUGGUGUAAUCUUCACCUCUCCUGAUUUAGUUUGUUUCCUUUCUCUUAGCUUUGGGCCAAGUUCCUACUAUUUCAGGCAGGCCCGGUCAUCUGGACCAUUACCUUGUCGUCUCGCGCCCCGCUGCUUGCUGGGUGGUUGUGGAACACUACUAUAAUGCUACUGAAAAAAGCGAUAGAGCCGCCGGGGAAGAAAAAAAGAAAUGUGGGUGUGCGUUUUUCUUUCUUUCUGUGCCCUGUGAGCGUGUAUAUACAUGUGAGUAAAGAGCGAGCGUGAGUGAGUGUGUGCGUGCGUGCGCGUGCGUGUGCGUUUUGUUUUUGUUUUUUUCAUGGCAAGCAUGUGCAUAGUUGAUCUGCUCUCUCGGCGUGGGUAUUAUGCAUUUUUAUGUUAUGGGAUUAGCCAUAUCCUAUUUCCACAUUUAGAUUUGCACAGAGGAGAUACAAUGUGAAAUGAGGCAUUAAUGCAGCUAGCAGGAAUUGUCUGUUUUGAGAAGCAACUGUGAUGAUCCGGGGGAAAAGACUUUCUGCAUGGUCAACCAGCCUAAAAUGAAACAACAUGACAUCAUUCGGCGCGGCGCGGCGCGGAGGGCUUCGUGCUUCGUGCUUCGUGCUUCGUGCUUCUUUCCCUCGUACUCGCGGCCUCGCCACUCGUAAACCAUGGCACUGCGAGGUCUCUCCUCGGUGGGAAGCACCGGUGUGGGGACUGAUGGACAAAGAGGUGGAGGUGCCGGGAUCACAACUGUCACCGGGGACUGUAUGAAAAUGAUUAAGUGGGAGGGCCGGGUCAGAACAGGGGCAAGGUUAUGCAUUGUUAAUUUCUGCUCGUGGGAGUGUAGACAGGGCGGGGCGGGGCGGGCGGGGCGGGCAGGCGGGGGGGGGUUCAACCUUUAAUUAAUUCUGGGGUAAAAAUAUUGGUAUUGUUAGUCGGUCACUUUCAUUGGCCUAACAGUUUAACAUCUUGCAAUUUAAGUUCAUGAAACACGCUGCAUUUUCUCAUAUUUUUAUUCUUGCCAUUGACAUAUUACUAAUGAGUAACUGGGGAGGGGGUAGUGCAUUUUUUUUUUUGCCGUUAGACUUGACCGAGUUACAAUAUUAUUAUCACGCUCCACCAUUGUCAUACAGUCCCUAAUCUGAAGGGCCUCGUUUUACAAUCGGACUUUGUCGUGCGUCAUUGUGUUCAAGUUGUGAAGGACCCUUAAGCUAAUCUCUCACUGUUUCUUUAUUUUCACCCCUUUUUUUGUUGUCGUCCUUUUUAAGGAAUUAAAAAAAAACAACUGUCUAAAGGUUCAUAGGAUGACUGGGAAAGUAUUUUUGAGAGAAUUAUAUUUUGCUGGAAAACAAUAUUUAAGUACUUUGUCUAAAAAUGAUAUCCUUUUUGUAAAAUGAAAUGUUAAUGCAUGCUUUUUGAUGAGAUGUUUACAUUGUAUUUAAAAAAGGGAAACUUGUGCCUUUUUAUCUCACCUGAUUUACAAUUUUACAGUAUAUAUUGUACAUAAUACAGCAAGUCCUUAUGUUGAGUAUAGUAUAAGACAUUUCUACAUUAACCAUCCUGUUGGAAUAUUUGAAGUUUCCCACUCGCCAUGUUCUGUGUUGGACCACAGGGAAGAAUUCACAGUGAGGGUCGGCGGCAGAAAAGGGCCAAACAGAGAAAUGAAUGUAUCAUACAUUGUGAGAGACUUAUGGAACUUACUACCUGAAUGUUAGCGAGAGUAAAAAAAAUAAAUAAAAAUAAAAUAAAUACAUGAAUAAAUAAAAAAGAUAAUAAUAAUCCAAAAAGUAUUUCUUAUUUUGUAACGAGAAGUGAUGGACCGCUGAGUUGUCGCUGUUGAAAUUAUUCCCUAACCCCUGGCGGUCAUUGUCGCUGAGCGCCACAAUGAAAUGGAGAAGUCGCGAGCCAUUGAAAGUGGGUCACGCGCAGGAAAGUUCUCGGCCUUUUCAGUUUGAAAACACAAACGUCGAGCGAACACACGGGAUGAAAUGAAACAUGGGAUGUGCAGAUAGUCCGACCUGCAAGAUUAGCUUUUGACCAGUUAUUCAUUGGUCCUCACUUGGACCUCCUCAAAGUAGAUCAUUGAUGAGGACAAUUGUAGCCCUGAUGUUAUCAAGCCCCUGUAUGGUCCUCUGAGCCUCCAGAUGAAGUUUCACUGACGGCUAUUUAUACACCUUUUUAAUUUUCCUCCUGAUGGCGGUCAACUUCUGGUGAAGGCCGGUAGCACAAGGGAGCAGCUGGGAGCCGCAUAGAAAUGUCAUGAGUCGCCCCCCCCCCCCAUCUCUUGUUCUGCUGCAUCAGUUUUAGGUCUAUUGUGAGUCCAACAACGUUACAUUAGUGCAAUACUAAAUCAGUGGCGCACUAUAACAGACAGAAAUGAUAGUGGUAGAACCUUCUCAGAGGCCAGUUGAGUGUGUCUCCCAUAACGCUGAGCCAACCGCCAGAAGGAAUAUGACUAACGUCUCUUUGAUGGUCAUGAAUCAACCCCUACUGGGAAAAAAAAAAAGAAGGGAAAAAAACAAACUUUUCCCGCCCGACUCGAGGAAGCAAAGUUAUUGUCGUCGCCGUUUCCUUGUAAAUGAAUUCUCCCUUUUUUCAAACACGAGUGACUCCGAAUGUGUCUCACUGCGGCUCCACGGUGAACCGUCGCGUCGUGGCCCUUUUCCUGCUCACGGCGACCAACCGGCUGCAGAGAGACUAUAGCCACAUCUCCACAGCCGUGGCAGUGCGCUUUCUUUACGAGCAUAUAAUCACAUGCUUUUAUUCUUCGUUCUUUUUGUUUUCUCCAGUUCCAAAACAUGGAACUUUUUACCGAGACGCUUUGUACAAUAUUUCUCAACAACAGACAGUCGACACCCUGCAGCAUAAACCAGUCAAAACACCUUUGGAACCAGUUACUACUGUACAUCUCCAUGCCGAUAUUUGCCAUAUUUGUGUUUGCAGAAAACAAUUGCAAGAUUCUAAUAAAAUUGUUAAAAAAAAGUGACAGCA